Molecule: messenger RNA, 3213 nt
Organism: Ctenocephalides felis (cat flea)
Lineage: Eukaryota; Metazoa; Arthropoda; Insecta; Siphonaptera; Pulicidae
Product: zinc finger protein 532-like
Exons: 3
Coding region: 167-3097 (976 amino acids)
Source: RefSeq, a predicted model, not a curated record
AGCUAAUAAUUAGCUAAAUUAAAUAAUUAAUACGCGCAGCAUUUAUGUAGUUUUAAUAAAACACACGAAAGGAAUAUGGAUAUGGAAGAUGCAGAGUGUAAUUGAUUGUGUUGAGGAAGAUACAUAACUUUUGUUGGUUAGCCAGGAUUAUUUAUAGAAUUUAACCAUGGCGAAGCCAUCGGCACCGAAGAAUCCAGUGUUUUUAAAAUCGCUAGGUUUACAGGCUGCAUCACAGAAAGAGGAAAGUUUAUAUGUACCAGGUUUCAAACGUACUAUCAAACAAUAUAUUCCAUCAGUACCACCUGAUAUUAAGCUGCACGAAUGUUUGGAUUGUGGAGACAAAUUUGUUCUCAAGUCUUCCUACGAUAUGCACGUGAACAGGCACACAGCCACAAUAGAACAUGUUUGCAAAAUAUGCCGACAAGCAAAUGUCUUUCUCAACCCUUGUCAAGUUUUAUCCCAUGCAAGAAAACACACAAACUACAGUUUGAAUGUAAAUCAAGAAAAUCUUAAUCACAUUACAAUAACGCCUAUAACACAAUUGCAGUUCAAGACAUCUUGCCUAAAGUUCUAUGAUAAUGAUCUGGAUCAGGCUAUGGAAGACUUUACGGGGGUGCGAUUGACACCAAGUAGUAGUAGUAGUAGUAGUAGUUUGCAACAACCAGCAAUUAAUGUACCAGAUUUGCAACAGCCACCUCAAGGACUUUUGAUUUUACCCAACCAGAAUGGUGUGCCGAAUUUAAUUAAUCCGUUUUCUAAUCAUAAUUUCAUUCUGACUGAUAAUGGUCUGGUGGCUGUGCCUAAUGUAGCGCCUAAUUUGAGUCCAUUCCAAAUACAAGCACCAAUUGCACCAGUGCAAGAACCGGUUAACACUAAUCCUGCACCACCUCAGAAAGUUGAGAUUAAGGAAAAUAUGAAUGGGGGUUCAAAAUCCUUGCUUAAAACACAAAAGAAAGUGGCUGAAAUCAAAACUGCAUCACCAGCAAGACAAGAAUCAUCUGCCACAUCGACUCCUGAGCCUGCAAGAAAACCUACAGUUAAAAUAAAAGACAUAGGGUCUUUACUAAAACCUUCAGUGACUUCCAAUUUGCAACAAGUCAAGACCGGACCUAGUCCAGUUGUUGCAUGGGCCACAACCGGUGAUAGAAUUUGCAUGGAAUGUAAUAACUAUGUUAAACCGUCUUUGUCUCUAAAAGAACAUUAUUCAACAUUGAUUGGAAUGUCCAUACCGCCUACUUGUAAAAUUUGCCAGAUUCAAUUACCGAGCAAGUGUGCUUUAUCUUGUCAUAUGCGUGUGCAUUCAGAACAACCGCCUUUUAUUUGUCCAGAUUGUGUACUCAAAUUCCCAACGUACGGCCAAUUGUUUGAACACAUGACUAAAGUCUGUUUUCACCUUGAUAAGCGUGUUAGGCAAAAAUGUCCGGUUGAGAAUUGCAAAGCCAAAGUUUUUCCCAAUGUUGUGGCAUAUAAAAAGCAUUUAGUAACAUUACACACCAGGUCGAUAUUUAAAUGCAACUUGUGCCCGAUAGCUUGUUACACAGAAAUUUCUUUAAAUACUCAUAUGAAUGAAAAGCAUUUUGGUUGUUCGGAGACUGCCAGUCCGUACCACCAGUGCUCGUUGUGUCCGGAUAGACUAAUUCCUAAAUCUAGGUUUGAACAACACAUUGAAGAACAUGUACAAACUGCUCCGAAAAUGAAUAUGUAUUUGUGUAAACACUGUAACAAAUUCAAUAUGAUGAGAAAUAAUCAUGUUGUGCAUAUUGCAAAUUGUCAAGGCCAAAAAACUGUUAAGAGACCUCAAGCGGAAGACAGCAUCAGCAUAGGUGGUGAUGCGAAAAAAAUUAAACUGGGCGAAGUUAAAGCACCAGCACCUGUACCAACACCUGCUCCAACUCCGACAUCAACUCCAACACCAGCACCGGACAAAUGUGUGAUUAAAUUGAAUGUAUCGAAAGCAGAUGCUUUGAGGUCUGAAGCCAGUCCAAAAGUAGUCCUUACACCUUUACUUAACGGGGUAAAAAAGACAGUAAAAACUAAUUGUUUUGAUUGCAAACGUGAACUAAGUUGCACAUUUACUGGAGAACAUGAACGACAACUACCUAUCAGAUGUCCACAAUGUUACAAAACCACUUCGAAGCAGCAAAUGAAUAAACUGCCGUGUCCUGCUUUGGUUAAAAUCGACACCAAAGUACCUAACAAGGAUAAAAAGUUGGUAAAACCUGAAAGCAAACCUGUGGACAGAAAGUUGAUUGAAGUUGAUGUUGAGGAGGUGCGUCCUAAAAAAAUUGUGGAGCUGGACGUUGAACGAAUGAGUGAAUACACUUGGACUGUCAAGAAUAAAGUGCAAAGUCUAUUAAAGGAUAAUGGAGAUAAACAAAAUGAUGUAACUGUGAUAAAACUGGAGAAACCUAAUGGCAACAAAGGUUUGUCAAUAUUACCAAGUAGUAUAAAGAUAAUACCCAGAAAAUCUUUGGACAAGGAAACAAAACCUGAUAAAACUGACCUGACAAACACUGUCGGACCUCCUAGACCAGAUACACCUUCACAAGACAUACCCAAACCUGAUGAAACAAAAGACUUGGCAGAUACCGAUGAUGACAAAAUGAUAAUUGAUGAAACCAAGCAAUCUGAAACUGAACAAACCAGUACAAGUCCUUUACCUCUAUCCCCCGACUCAGAAGACUCCACCUCCAAAGACUUCCUAUGCGCAGUGUGCCAAUUCACCACCCAAGACCGUGACCAGUUCAAAUUCCAUGUAGCAACUCACCGAGACGUGGACACAGCCUACCAGUGCAUGGAGUGCGGUCUAAGUUUUGCAGUCAAACCCACUCUGGCUAAACAUUUGGCAAUGAAGCAUCUGAUAGAGGACAUCGAUAACUACAUUGCCUGCAACACGGAUUGUGUGGACAAGGAAGCGGUGAGAGCUGCCUUGGCAAGUGUUAUUGUGGGUACGACUGUGGAGGACGUUGUGGAAAAUCAGUGCAAGAUUUGUAAGGAGAAGUUUGAGACGGCUGCUGACCAUGAUAAGCAUUUUAGGGUGCACGGUAUGGCUUUUUUGAAACAGAAGGAAUUUGAUAAAAUUACUUCGGAGAGUUAAAUGAGAUAUGUUUAGUGAUUGACAAAUAAUAAUUGAAUGAUGAUGUUAGACGAAACUAUUGAAAGUGGAGUUUAGUUUAUAUACAAUUAUGUGCAACAGUGAUUAAUGAAUUCAUU